This is a messenger RNA of Chironomus riparius, 1503 nucleotides long. The record is from the annotation of a GenBank genome assembly. Lineage: Eukaryota; Metazoa; Arthropoda; Insecta; Diptera; Chironomidae.
AAAAAAAAGAGGAUCAAAUUAAACAAAAAUUAAAGUUCAUUCAAUUAGAAAAAAAACGACGAAAAUAAAAUAAUUAAAAAAGGCAGAAAAAAAAGAGAGGAAAGGAUAAGACAGGCGUAAAGCUUUUUGAGAAUGGGCUGUGGGCAAUCGAAAAAAAUUCAUUUAUAUCCGAGAAAAAACAAAAGCAAAUCAAAUGGAAAGAAAGGCCAUGAAGACUCUGGCGAUGAUGAGGAGGAGAAUACUGAAGAAAAAGAUGAACAGCAGCAACACAAGGAGAAGGAGAAAAUCGAUGAGGAGUUGCAGUUGUCGGAAGGAAGUUCUCCCGAGCCAAACAGUAAUGAAGUUAUGAUUCCUAUUCUAAAGAAAAAUGGACCACUUUUACAGAGCCAAGAAAUUUCCACUAGUCAGCAAAACUUUUUUAAAAUGCUUGAUCAGAAAAUUGAACAAGGUCCGGAUUAUGAUUCGAAUAGUGAGACUGAAAUAGCCCUUGAGGAAGCAAGACUUAAUUCACUCGUCCAACACUGGGAGAGUGCGAGUCUUUCAGCGUCUAUGUGUUCAUCAACAAGUCGAUCUCUUCAAAACACGCCAGUGCGAAGUGCACCAUUAACUCGACAACAGUUAAGAUCUCAAUUCCAACAGCCACUUAGUGCUGAGCUAUUAACGCAACAGCAAAUGAUUAAGCAGCUACAACAGCAUCAAGCGAAUCAGGCGGCUGCAGUUUCGGCUGGAAAUCUAUCGAUCAAUAGUCCAAAACGAAUAGAAUUAAAUCCAAGUAAUCGUCAGCAACUACUAACGCAAACAAUCAUUCAUCAAACAUAUGGUGUUCAGCCUCAACAGACUCUGCAACAAGCACAUGUACUUGCUCAAUAUCAACAACAGCAACAGCAAAAUAUACAACUAAGACAAUUGUCUGCUUCAUCUGUCAUACCGUCAUCCAAUUACUCACCGCCAAUUCCUGGUGCCACAAAUAUUCCACAGGCUACGGCUAAUCGUAAUAUUGCGUGUCUUCAAAUGUCAUAUUUUCCUACUCAGCCAAAUGCGGUGCCACUUUACGGAGGAGAAGCUGUACAUUCUCAAGUUCAACAACCUCAAGAACCGCGCUUUCCUCAUGCAAUAUCGGUCAAUCGCUUAGCACCACAGGUGCAGCGUCAAUUACGAGAGACUCAAGAGUUGAUAAAAGCAGAUUGCCCGCCAAUGUAUCAAGGUGCGUACCAAACAGCAGCAAAUGCAUCAUUACGUUCCCAAACCCGAACCGGUCUUCGACGUCCAACGUUGGAAACGCAAUAUUCUGUUGGAAAUUCAGAACUAUCGUGAUAUUUAGAAAAUUAAUUAGGCAAAAAUUAUUAUUAUUAUUUGUAUACUUCAUGCAAUGUCUCUAAUCCAUUAAUCAUCCAUCUAUUUAAUAUUUAUUACAAUUCUAUUACGCUUAUCUUCAUCAUUUCAAUGAGAGAAAUGUCAUUGCAAUUACUUUGAUAUAAGUCAUGCCAUGAACAAGAAAAAAAA